Molecule: messenger RNA, 1256 nt
Organism: Malus domestica (apple)
Lineage: Eukaryota; Viridiplantae; Streptophyta; Magnoliopsida; Rosales; Rosaceae
Product: F-box protein FBW2-like
Molecular function (GO): protein binding
Source: RefSeq, a predicted model, not a curated record
AUUGAAAACUUUAAAAAAAGCAGAAGUUGCCCAAAUAAUCUCUUUUUCUCAGAACGAUUUCUCAGAUUUCUUACAACGCGACAUCACAGCGAGCUUACUCUUUCUCUCUGGGAACGACUUCCUCUGCGCUACAUUCAAAAUUGAAGGAUAAGAUGGAAGAUGAACGAAGAUGGGAGGACUUAAAGAUGGACUGCUUGGUGAAAGUAUUUGAAAGAGUUGGAGUGGAGUCGCUGCUGUUGGAUGUCCCUUUUGUGUGCAAGUCGUGGCACAAAGCAACCCUAAAUCCUUCAUGCUGGAAAAAUCUUGUUUUCCCUGAAUUUGAACCCGAACCUUUUGAGUUCGAUCCAUAUCCCUUUUACGAUAGAUUUCUUACUGAAUAUCGGGUCGGUGAGGAUCGCUUCUCUGUCACUGAUUUUAUAAAGCUUGUAGUCAAUCGUAGCCGCGGAAGUGCUGUUUCUGUCAAGCUACCUGGUUGCUGCACAGAUGAAGCGUUUGAGCAUGUUGCUAAUGUGUGUCCUGACAUUGUGAUUCUGGGUUUACCCAGAUUUCUGCUGUAUGGUAGCAUAAAUGUAGAAUUAAUUGGAAAGUUCAAAUGGUUGGCGAUACUGUCUUUGGGCUGCUGCCACAAAUUGGAGAAUAUACUUGCCGUGGUUAGCGUCCGCUGCAAGUUUCUUCUUCAUUUAAUCUUGUCGAAUGCAAACGUUGGAAAAGAUGAGGCAACGGCGAUUGUCAACUUGGUGCCUAAUAUCAAGCGGCUUACCCUGCAUCGGGCAAACAUUGAUAGGGACAGUCUCGUCGUUUUACUGCAGGGCUGCAAAGAUCUUGAUUAUUUGGAUGCCAGUGAUUGUAUUGGGUUUAAUGAGGACGAUGAGGAGAUAUCUCAGCUAGCUUCCAACAUUAAGAUGUUUAUGUGCGAGGGAUCAAAAGAGCGCUCUGAAAUUUCUGUUGCUAUGGAAGCUAUGAUGUCGGAAAUGCAGAACUUUGAUUUCUCUCAAUUCUCUACAAUGUUUGCUGAGGUUGAUGGUGAUGAAGAAGAGGUUGACGAGGAGGUUAAUGAGUGAAGGAAGUUCAACACCAAACAUCUGAUGAUGUUCUAAAAUAUCGCACAUUAAAUUAUAUAAUUUGCUCUAAACGUGAAUGCUUAGCAUAUAUAGUUUGUAAAAUUAUUAUCGUCCAAAAUCCCUAUUUCGUUUAGGGGACUGUAACUUGUGUUUAUACUUAUGAAGAUAUCGCAUAUGUUAGACCUAUAUUUCCAA